UGGCAGCGAUGGCGACGAAGGCAGCAAGGGGCUGACGUGUCAGCGGCGACGAAGACAACGGCGAUGGCGAUGACAUGGCAGCAAUCGACGAUGAGGAGGCAGCAAUGUCGACGACGUGGCAACAACGACGAUGGCAACGACGUGGCGGCGCCGAAGACGGUGACGACGACGACGAUGUUGAUGAUGUGGCGGCACCGGAGCAGGGCAGGAGGGAGGGCCGUUUCGCCGCUCCAAUACCAUUAUCACAACCACCACAGUUCUCCCAGGGAUCAGCACCUGCUUCCGUCUCCCUGCACUCCAUCGCUAACCGUCACUGAAGGUUCUGCAGCACAAAAUGUUGUGCUGCAGAACCAAACCACCCACAGUUGUCCUUCAUCCUUCCCAUCGCCAGAGUCACUGACACCACAAUGUGGUGGUGGUUGUGGUGGUGGUGAUGAUUCUGAGAACAACGGGAAUUUACCGGGAAAUCAGCACCUGCUUCCGUCUCCUGGUAUUCUAUCGCCGACGGUGAUUGAAAUGGUUACCCAAGCAGUUGUGUGGCGGGACCAAAUUCCUCCGAGUUGUCCUUCAUCUCCCCUAUCGCAAGAGACACGGAUGACACAAUGUGGUGGAGUUGAUUGUUCCCAGAACGAUCGCAGUUUUCCCGGAGACCAGCACCUACUUCCAUCUCCCUGCACUCUGUUGCCAGCCACAACUGACAUGGUUGCACAGAAGGUCGUCGUGCAAAAGCAAAGUACUCAGAGCUGUUCGCCAUCUUCCUCAUUGCGGGAGACACUGAUAUCACAAUGUGGUGAUGGUGAUAGUUACGAGCACAACAACCGGGGUUUUCCCGAAGAUCGUCACCUGCUUUCGUCUCGCAUCAUUCCAUUUAUGGAAAUGACUGAAAUAGUUGCUGCACAAUCAGUUGUGCUGCAGAGCCGAAGUGCUGAGAGUCGUGCUUCGUCUCCCCCAUCAAGAGAGACACUGACACCACAGUGUGGUGGUGGUGAUAGUUCUCGAAACAACCAGAGUUUUCCCAAAGAUCAGCAUCUACUUCCGUCCCCCUGCGCUCCUUCGCCCACCGGAACUCCAAUGCUUGCACGAACAGUUGCGGUGGAGAACCAAAGCACUCAGAGUUGUCCUCCAUCUUCCCCGCUGCGGGAGACAGCGAUCCCACAAUAUGGUGGUGACAAUAGUUCUGAGAACAAUCCGACUUUUCCCAAAGAUCAUCAGCAGCAUCUGCUUCCGUCUCCUGGCAUUCCAUUGCGAACCAUGUCUGAAACGGUUGUGCAAACAGUUGUGGUGGCGAACCGAAGCACUCUUCUCAGCUGUCCUUCAUCUUCCUCAUCACAAAAGACACUGACGGCACAAUGUGGUGGUGGAUUUUGCGAAGAUCAGCACCUACUUCCAUCUCCUCCGCGCACUCCAAUGUCAACCACAGCUGAAAUGGUUGCACGAACAGCUGUCGUGUGGAACCAAAUCACUCAGAGUUGUUCAUCAUCUUCCCCACUGCGGGAGACACUGACACCGCAGUGCGGUGGGGAUGACAGUACUGUGGAAAACCAGAGUUUUCGCGAAACUCGUCACCAGCUUCCAUCUCCUGCCAUUCCAUCACCAAUGAGGACUGAAAUGGUUCCGCAAACAGUUGCGCCACUGAACCAAAAUGCUCAGAGUUGUCCUUUGGGAAAGGCGCUGAUGCCACCAUCACGAAAGGCACUGAUGCCACAAUGUGGCAGCAGUGAUAGUUCUCAAAACAACCACAGUUUUCCCCAAGAUCAGCACCUACUUCCAUCUCCCUGCACUCCAUCCCAAACCACAACUGAAAUGCUUGCGCAAACAGUUGUGGCGGAGAACCAAAGCACAUCACCUUCCCCAUUGCGGGAGACAGUAACGCCACAGCGUGGGGGUGGUGAUAGUUCUGAGAAGAAGCGGAGUUUUCCCAAAGAUCAGCACCCACUUCCGUUCCCUGGCAUUCCAUUGCCAGACAUGUCUGAAACGGUUUUUGCGCGAACAGUUGUGGUGCAGGACCAAAGGAGACUCAGUUGUCCUUCAUCUUCCCCAUCACCAGAGACACUGACACCACAAUGUGGUGGUGGUGGUGGUGAGACUUCUGAGAAUAAGCAGCAAUUUCCCAAUGAUCAGCACCUGCAUCCGUGUCUGGCCAUUCCAUCGCCAACGGCGGCUGAAAUGGAUGCCCAAACAGUUGUGUUGCAGAACCAAAGCACCCAGUUUCGAGGACCGCCAGAAUGUGGUGGCGGUGAGAGUUCUCAGAACAACCCCACUUUUCCCGAAGAUGAGCACCCAGUUCCAUCUCCCUGCACUCCAUUGCCAACCACACCUGAAAUGGUUGGACAAACAGUUGUAAUGCAGAACCAAGGCGGUCAGAGUUUUCCUUCAUCUCCGCCAUUGCGAGAGACACUGACGCCACAGUGUGGUGGUGGUGGUGUUGGUUGUCAAAACCACCACAGUUUUCCAGACACUAGGAGCCUGCUCCCUCCUUCCUGUACUCCAUCAUCAACCAUGACUGAUGCAGGAAUCUCGACUCCUGAUCCGCGUGACAAUUUGCCCAGUGCAGUCCACUCUGACACGAAAUGCGAAGAUCCAGCCGCCCAGGUGAGCAUCACCACAGCCACGCCAUGGAAACAGCGUAAACGUGUGAGACGAUGUUACAGGCAUCUUAGGUUUCCUACUGCCGCUACUGCUGCUGUACCUACUCUUCCAGUCAUGGCUUCCCAGCUGGCUCAAUCAGCGAAGAAGGAUGAUGCCACUGCUUUUCAGGAGAGCGAUUUUCGCAACACCGUGGAGCAGGAAAACUCUGGACAACAAUUUCAGGAUGUUAAACCGUGGAAGCGCCUGAGACGUCUGAGGAGAUGCGAAAAGGAAGUUAUGCCACUUCCUAGGAGUCGUUCCCAGUGGACGCUAACGAACACAUUCAGUUCGCCCUGCGGGUUUCCGCUGUUGCCUUCAGCUUCUCUGCCAUCAAUGAACCAUAACAUUCCUCAUGUUCCCGAUGGGACAUAUUCUGGUGUUGUGGGACAUUCUUCCCCGUCAUCAUUGUCGCCAGCAGCGUCCUGCACAUUGAGUAUGCCAGCUGCCGAAGAUUCCGCCCUCAACAGCGGUCCUCCACUAACUGAGCUGUCCAUCAAGACAGAGCCCCGCUCUCCAGAUCAGUAUCUCAACCUUCACUUGCAUAUCGACGGAGAUGCGUCUCAGGGAGCUACACCGUGGAAACAGCGCAAACGACUGAGACGAUGUGAAAGGGAACCCUUGCCGAUACCUGCGAAGUCUGUUCAGUAUAUUGCGCUGUCUCCUACCGCUUCCAUUCACAAUCUUCCACAGUGGCAGCAAACAAAUCUAUUCGUGACGGCGCCAGUUCCAGAGGGUCUUCAGUCAAGCUCUCAACCUACCAUCACCUUGCUCACCGCAGCACCGGCAUUAACAGGCCCCAGUGCAACUCCAGAGUCAAAGCCUGAAGGUGUCCAUUGUAAAGCUCCCUUAAUCGUUUACAAAAGAUCGCAGACAAGCCUAUCUUGCAAUGCUUUCACAAGUCCAACUGCCUAUGUCGUGGCACCGGAAAGUUGGAAUACAUCACAUAUGGUAUCAGUCGUAUUGCUGAAGGCUCUGCUGCUCGGAAGGAGCAACGCAUUGCAACGCUGUGGUAGAAUUGUCCGACCAUACCGCAUCACAGUAGGACGGCAGAAUGUGUACGUAAGCUCAAUCGCAACCAGGAACGCCGCUCAAGAUAGGAACAGCCUCGUGCGCAACGUCUGGGACCUGAAGGCAAACCUUCCAUCGCCAUUUCUCAAAGUACGAGGACAUAAAUCUGCUGGGAUCCGUAUGAUGAGGAUGGUUUUACAGCCAAUGGCAUGGAUCUCGAUGGCUCGAUCUUUUGUGUUGGAUCGCUACUGGUGCAUUGGCGUCCAGCGUCAGUCAAGGAAAUCACACCCGGCAGCCUGGCACUACUGCAGCUACUGAGGCCUUCGCCUGAAAUUCUUGUUUUGGGCUGUGGGAGAAGAAUACAGCCUGUCAGUGAAGAUCUGCGGAAAUUCUUGAGGCAGCUGCACAUAAAGCUUGAACUCGUUGACUCGGUACGUGGAAGUUCUACGGUUCUAAACAACCUCAGACUCCUCGGACUCCAAGCAACAAAAGGGACGAAAAACAAAGAAAAAACUUCAAAAAAGUUAAAAAAACAAAAGGGACGAAAAAGA
This is a messenger RNA of Chara braunii, 4187 nucleotides long. The record is from the annotation of a GenBank genome assembly. Lineage: Eukaryota; Viridiplantae; Streptophyta; Charophyceae; Charales; Characeae.